Aspergillus steynii IBT 23096 is the source of this 758-nucleotide messenger RNA. RefSeq names its product tropomyosin. The record is from RefSeq and is a predicted model, not a curated record. Lineage: Eukaryota; Fungi; Ascomycota; Eurotiomycetes; Eurotiales; Aspergillaceae. The transcript is spliced from 2 exons. The coding region runs from base 294 to 758 and encodes 154 amino acids.
UGCUGCUUCGUCUUCAUCUUCGCCCUUACAUACUUUCCCGUCCCGUUACAUAGAUCUCUUUCUCAUCACCCACCAUGGACAAGAUUAAGGAGGUGAGCUGACAUUCCCCUUCUCCCCCCCUUUGGCGGGGUAGCUUGGAAGCUCCUGGAAAUGCACAUGCACAUUCCCGUUGUUCCGACUUCCCCCUAUCUGUUGGGCUCCAUGCAUCCCGGAUACCAUCGUGCCCCCCCCAUUAUCCAGACACCUCUGGUACUAUUUCCCAGGAUCGAAACUGACAGAUGAUGCUCUAGAGAAUGAACACCCUCCGCCUGGAGGCUGACGAUGCCCAGGCCAAGGUCGAGGAGUUGAAGACCAAAGUGAGAACGUUGGAGCAGGAGAACCUGGCCAAGGAGCAGGAAAUCACAUCCCUCAACCACAGAAACCAGCUCCUGGAGGGUGAGGUGGAGAAGUUGGAAUCCAACGUGAAGGAGGCCAAGGAAGCUGCCACCCAGAGUGCCCAGCACGAUACCCAGAACGAAGCCCUCCAGAGACGUCUGCAGCUGCUGGAGGAAGAGGCCGAAGAAGCCGACCGGAACCUGCGUGAGACCAAUGAGAAACUCCGUCAAACCGACGUCAAGGCCGGCCAUUACGAGCGUAAGGUCCAGGCCCUCGAAUCCUCUCGCGACCAGUGGGAGAGCAAGUACGAGGAAAUGGCCAAGAAGCAUGCCGAAUUACAGAAGGAUCUCCACGACCUCGAGGUUUCCAUCAGCAACGUCUAA